Gilbertella persicaria is the source of this 651-nucleotide messenger RNA. RefSeq lists its product as uncharacterized. The transcript has 4 exons. Bases 1 to 651 code for a protein of 216 amino acids. The record is from RefSeq and is a predicted model, not a curated record. Lineage: Eukaryota; Fungi; Mucoromycota; Mucoromycetes; Mucorales; Choanephoraceae.
AUGACAAAUAAAGAGAAAGACGGCCUUCCUUUGAUUGUGUUUAUACCUAUUAUUAUUUGCGCUAUAUGUAUUCUAGUCUUACUAGAUAUUCGAAAAAAACGAAACGAUCCUCAAAUAACUGCUUUUUAUCAAGAUGAUGACCAAGAUCAUGUGUUUGAUGAAACAAAUCAUCCAAAUGUCUCUUCUGAGGAAGAUAAUGGAGAAGGAUCUUCUACAGCAGUACGCGUCAAAAAAAUAGGGAAAAAACGAGGCGAGAAAUUAAAACGAAAAGAACAAAUGCGUCAAUACCGGGAAUACAUGGACCAACAAAGGGAAAUACGUAGAGCACAAGAAGAAAUUGCAGAAGAAGAGUUUAGACGCAAACGAAUAGAAGACUCAAUAAAAAGACAGGAUGAAUUACAAAAAUUAAGAAAAGAAAAGGAAAAGAAAGCCAAGCAAGAACAAAAGGAAGAAUUAAAGAAGCAACAAUUACAAGAAAAAGACGCUAAAAAGAAACAAGCAAGGUUUGGCAAAUAUAGUCAUAAAGUAAAGCAAUGGGUCAAGGAUAAAAAACUAUGCGAUUUAGAUCAAUUAUCAGCAUCAAUUGGAUUAGAAAAGCAAGAUAUCAUUGAUAUCUUAAAGCAAUUAACAAGACUACGAAAGAUUGAAUAG